Molecule: messenger RNA, 699 nt
Organism: Aspergillus bombycis
Lineage: Eukaryota; Fungi; Ascomycota; Eurotiomycetes; Eurotiales; Aspergillaceae
Product: translin
Exons: 8
Coding region: 1-699 (232 amino acids)
Biological process (GO): RNA metabolic process
Cellular component (GO): nucleus; cytoplasm
Molecular function (GO): sequence-specific DNA binding; single-stranded DNA binding; RNA binding
Source: RefSeq, a predicted model, not a curated record
AUGAUCGACCGUACCAUUUUCGAGAGCCUUCAGUCCAAGAUCGACGAAGAAGCUGCCGAACUCCAUGAGAUAGUCCAGACGCUUGCUAGAAAUGGACGCUCCACAACGGCUAUUCUCUCUCGAGCUCAUUCCACACCCUCAAAUCAGUUGAAACCUGUCCUCGAUGAGGCGACAAAGGAAAUCCUCGCCCAGAAAGAACAAGUCACUCGGCUCAAGGCCUUGGCUGACAAGCACCCGUUCUACAAAUAUAACGGCGUGUGGACUCGCGAACUGCAGAAUCUGGUAUCGUCGAUUGAGCUCUGUGCCUACUUGGGCGGGCUUGAGGAGUACAAGAGCAGCAGCGCUGCGUCGUUCCUGACUAUUGAGGAGGUUGGGAAGUUCCUUGGUAUCCCCGUCAACCUCAAGGAACAAGAUGCGUUCCAUCUCACGAUCGAAGAGUAUCUGCUCGCUCUGAUUUCCAUGGUCGAAGAACUGUCGCGUCUUGCUGUUAACUCGGUCACUCUUGGGGAUUACACUCGGCCGGUGCAGAUCGGAAGUUUCAUCAAGGAUCUGUUUGCUGGGUUCCAGCUCUUGAACCUGAAGAACGACAUCCUGCGCAAGAGAAGUGAUGGGAUUAAAUACAGUGUCAAGAAGGUUGAGGAUGUUGUGUACGACCUUUCUUUGCGGAACCUGAUCCCGAAGGGUAGUGAUAACGCCUAG